Molecule: messenger RNA, 1383 nt
Organism: Miscanthus lutarioriparius
Lineage: Eukaryota; Viridiplantae; Streptophyta; Magnoliopsida; Poales; Poaceae
Source: the annotation of a GenBank genome assembly
AUGGUCAUCUACACCAUCCGGAUCUUCCACUUGCAGGGUUGUCAAAGAAAACAAACCAUCCAACACACACCAUUGAUCGUCCCCGAGUGCGCGGUGGUGGCUCCUGCUUUAACAACUUGGGGCACUGUCCAAAAUACUUCCACUUUUCUAAAAAGCUUCUUGUGCGGCCGCACUCGAGUGCUCUGCUCAGUGGCAGCGCUAGCUGCGGUGGUUCUUCUUGUCCUGUUCCGGCCCCGCCCGCUGUCCCUGCUGCUGCUGGGGAGCGAGCCUGGGAUACCGAAACCUGGUGGUUCGGUUAGGUGCUCCGCCAGCCACAUCCCUCGUCAACGUCGUCAGACGGAGCAGAACACUUCCGCCAGCAGCACCACCAGCAAGAUGAUGAGCUUCAGGAGCACCCACGAGGGGGCCGGGUUCGGCCACGCCGCUGCCAGCGGAGCGCCGUUGCCGUGGUGGGCAGGGCCGACGGCGGCCCCGAUGCUGUGCGGCGAGCCGUUGGGCCUGGGGAGGCCGGUGGCCGCCCUGUCGCCGGAGGACCACUGCCGGGAUGGCCGCUUCCAGGUCCUCCAGGGACCGCUGGAUCCUCCCGUGCCGUCGCUCAAGGCUCCUGUGGCGCAGCAGCAGCCGGAGAGGGGCCUCCCUGAGCUCCUCAACCUCUCCGUGGCUCAUCAAGGUAAAGGGAAGAAAGGUUCUGAGCACUCUGCCACUGUUGCUUUGCAAUCACCAUUUGCAAUAUACAAUGGUCGUUUUGAGUUGGGCCUUGGUCAAUCAAUGAUUUCUGCUGAUAAUUCUUAUGCUGACCAACACUAUGGCCUGCUUUCUCCUUAUCCAAUGGGGGCAACGCCUGGAGGUCGUAUGCUUAUACCACUGAAUAUGCCAACAGAAGCACCAAUUUAUGUGAAUGCUAAGCAAUAUGACGCUAUUAUGCGUCGACGCCGUGCCCGUGCCAAAGCAGAGAGGGAAAAUAGGCUGGUCAAAGCCAGAAAGCCAUAUCUUCAUGAGUCACGCCAUCAGCAUGCACUGCGUCGCCCACGAGGCUCUGGUGGACGUUUCCUGAACACAAAGAAACAAUCCAACGGGAAGGAUGCUGGUGGAGGCAGCAAGGCAACGUUCAGCAACCCCCUUAUGCGCCAGGUGGUGUCUCCAAGUUCAGAGAUCCAGCAGUCAGACCUGGGCAACCCAAGCAGCGUCUCCAGCUUGUCGGGUUCGGAGGUGUCAAGCAUGUACGAUCGUGAAGACAUGGAUCACUACCACAGCUUGGAUCACCUCCGUACGCCCUUCUUCACCCCGCUCCCGAGCAUCAUGGACGGCGAUCAUGGGGUCGUCGGUAACCCCUUCAAGUGGGCAGCAGCCUCUGAAGUCUGCUGCGACCUCCUGAAAGCAUGA